AGGUUAAGCUAGUUAACCCUUCCCUACCUCAGUCCGUCCUCCGGCUCUGUGGACCUCCUCUGGACCUCCUCCUCUUUGCACCUCCUGCUCUUUGGACCUCCAGCUCUGGGUUUAAAUGGCCGGCGUCGCCCUGCAGUGUUCCGCUCCCUGGCGUUUGGUCAAGUUAAGAAGCUUGGUCAGACUCUCCAGUAUUCCCAGUCUGAAGUUCCACACCACAGCCUCUCCUAUGAUGGGUGCGACCGUGGAGCAGUUCGAACAGGCGAAGGGCAAACUGUCGACGCUGAGGAACGACCCCGGCAAUGAGGUCAAACUGAAGAUCUACGCUCUCUUCAAACAGGCCACUCAGGGUCCCUGCAACACGCCCAAGCCAGGCAUGCUGGACUUCGUCAACAAGGCCAAAUGGGAAGCAUGGAAAUCUCUGGGCUCCAUCUCACAGGAUGAAGCCAGGCAGCAGUACUGCAACCUGAUUGGCUCCCUGGUGGAGGCAGAAGGUCCGAGCUCCGCCCGGGAGGCCGCCUCACCUGCUGGGAGCGGGGCGACGUACAAGACGCUACAGGUCACCACGGAGGAUGACAUCACCACCAUAAAACUGAACCGACCGGCCAAAAAAAACGCCAUCACUACCGAGAUGUACAGUGAAAUGAUCGCAGCUCUGGAGCAGGCGGCGAAAGACCAUUCAGUCAUCACUGUUUUUACUGGUGCUGGUGAUUUCUACUGCAGUGGAAACGACCUGACCAACUUCCAGCUGAAAGAGGGAGGGGUGGAGGAGAUGGCCAGACAAGGUGGAGAGCUGCUCAGGAAGUACGUCAGGGCCUACAUCGACUUCCCGAAGCCGCUGGUUGCCGUGGUGAAUGGACCGGCUGUAGGAAUCUCAGUCACUUUGCUGGGACUCUUUGAUCUGGUCUACGCCACAGAGAGGGCGACCUUCCACACUCCGUUCAGUCAGCUGGGUCAGAGCGCUGAAGGCUGCUCCUCCUACACCUUCCCCAAGAUAAUGGGCACCGCCAAGGCCAGUGAAAUGCUGUUGUUCAAUAAGAAGCUGACGGCGGCUCAGGCCUGUGAACUGGGUCUGGUCACUGAGGUUUUCCCAGACAGCAGCUUCCAGUCGGAGGUCUGGACCAGACUGAAGGCCUACGCCAAGCUGCCCCGCAAUUCUUUGGCGUUCUCCAAGCAGCUGAUCCGCUCAGUGGAGAAGGAGCGUCUCUACGCGGUAAAUGACGCAGAGGUGGAGUGUCUGAUUGGCCGCUGGAUGUCAGACGAGUGUUUCAACGCCGUCAUGAGCUUCUUCCAGGCCAAGGCCAAGCUCUGAGGGAGGGAGGAGGUGUGUGUGUGUGUGUGUGUGUGUGUUCUGAGGACCAAUAAUCCUCCAGGAUCAGGACUGAAACUGAAACUCCAGGAUAAUUCUUCCUCGUAGUUUUUAUUACGAGAAGCUCGGCUGUUGUUAAACGGCACAAACGAGUGAUUUCACACGUAGAACAUGAACUCUGCUUCUGUCUUUACAUUCACUUCCUGUCAGAAAAUCAAACCCUCUGAUUCUCAGUUCUCCAUCAGGUCUGGGUCCUGAUCUGUGCUGAGACCAGAUCUGUUUUAGCCGCGUUAGCAGCGCCGUGUUGGCGUCUCUGAGGAUGGACUCUGAUGAUCCUCUGACUUUUCCUCUGGCGCCUCCAUCAGGUCACAUUUGAAUUUGUCCAGUACUUUGGUUUGUGCAGAGCUAAUGACUCUCCCAUCAGCCUCAGCUGGACUCUGCGUUCAGUGCUAA
This is a messenger RNA of Seriola dumerili (greater amberjack), 1759 nucleotides long. RefSeq names its product enoyl-CoA delta isomerase 2 (gene eci2). Bases 116 to 1309 code for a protein of 397 amino acids. The record is from RefSeq and is a predicted model, not a curated record. Gene Ontology annotation, molecular function: fatty-acyl-CoA binding. Lineage: Eukaryota; Metazoa; Chordata; Actinopteri; Carangiformes; Carangidae. The transcript is spliced from 11 exons.